GAGGUCACGUGACUAAUUCAUUUCCGGUCGAAUGAUGGCCGACUUCUUUAAGUUUUGGAAGUUCUGUCAAAGUUAUGAACUUUUGUAUAUAGCAGUUUUAAGCGUUGUAUAGACCAGUAUAAAUGUAAUUGACAUGGAAAUACUCGAUAAUUAUGGUGCUUGUGCUGAGAUUUUCAAGGCGUUUUCAUAAUGUCCGCAUUGGAACGCCAGGAAUUAGCAUCAGGCAGGAAAAUACCAAGUCUCGAAGCAGUGGAACAAAAGGGACCAGAGAAGUGCAUGCCAAGGGGAGCUGGAGAGAACCCCAACCCUCAGAGUUCGCUCGGACAGAAGAUGACCAAGAGCAUGUCUUUGUCAAACUUGAACAAUAAUCAGAAGGCCACUGCUGGCCCUGUGGACCAAGAUGAUAUAUUGGCCCUCACUCAACAAGUCAAAUUGUUCUCAGAUGGCCUCUCCCACCUUAAAACUAUCUUUACAGACUUUGCAGGGUCUGGAGAAGAUCUCAGAGUUAUGUCCCAUUCUCGUCUGGGAGAAGUCCUGGCCAUCUUGAAGAACAUUCUGAAUAAAUAUCCUGCUCUUCAAUCAACAGAGUUGUUCUCAUCGUCUGCAGCCCUAAUCAGCAAAAUUAAAACACAUGACUAUAGUGAAUCUCCUGCCUCCAUAGCUGAACAUAAUUUUUGUGAAGCAAUUGACCAACUGGCUCUGGCUUUUAGCAGCAGUGUGUCAGAGUAUCUGAUGGGGGACCUGGGGAACAUAGCAUUAGUGAAGCAGGAGAAAGUGGACAAAACAAAGUCUUAUGGAGAUCUUCUGAAGUUGGAGAAGACUUCCGGGUUAUGUGCUGCAGAUCAGGCUACUCAAGACAUGAUGAAUCCUGAGGAAAUUGAUACAGUGCUUCUUCGAUUACAAGCUGGAGUCGACCUGGCAAUGCAAAGGGCCAAAGCAUGGUCCAAGUACAUGAAAGAAAUUACAACAUAUAUAGAGAAAAAAACUCAAUUAGAAACUGAUUACUCCAAGAAUCUUCUUCGAUUGGCAAACAAUAUGCUUCCUGUCAUUUCGGAAGAGGACUAUUUACCUCUGCAGUCUGUGUUCUCUACAGUGAUCUCACAAGAUAUUGAAUAUGCCAAUACUUGUCAAGCCACUCAGGCCCUAGUUCAGUCAGCUAAAUUUGUGGAGCCACUAACCACAAGGAGGAUAGAGCAUGACAAGAUGAGAAGAAUGAUUAAAGACACCUGGGUUAAAGAAGUUAAGAAAAUGCAAGAGGCAGUAAACAGCCUGAGGAAGUCCCAUUCUAUGUACAUAAUGAGGAAACAGGAGUAUGAGAAGGCCCGGGAACAAUCCAGUAAGGUGGAGUCGGACUUGUUAGACAAGAGCAACAGCAGUAGUGUACUCAGUAAAAUGGACAAAAAGAAGAAAGUGGAGGAAGAUGCUAUGCACAAGGCAGCAGAGGCAGAGACGACAUACAAAGCAUGUGUGGCAGAGGCCAACUCCAAACAGCAAGAACUAGCCAAAACUAAGAGUGAACUUUUGUCAAAGAUCAGAGAGCAGAUUUUGCUGUGUGACCAAGUUAUAAAAACCGUGACGGUGGAUUACUUUCAUCUUCUACACACUGUGACAGCCCCUGUCCCUGUUCAAUACCAAAAUCUGUACGAGGCCAGUGAGAGCUACCAGCCAGGCUCUCAGUAUGGGGCCUUUGUUCGCAGUGUUUCCAUGUCCCCCACUAAUGUACCCAUGAAAGAGGAUGCUUUUGUGUUCGAGCCCUAUAUAUCUUCAAGAGAAUCUCAGUUAAGGAAGACGAGUGGCCAGUCUACAGGGUCCUCUAAUGAUCUUCAGUUGCAGGAUGGAUCUCCUUUAAUGGGUAGAAAUGAUCGGUACCGUGUGAAGGCAUGGGGGACAACUCUAGUCAGUGAGUCUGACAGUGGGAGCAGUCGAUCUGUGGAGUCCUCACCCAGUAGUAGUCCCCACCAGAGUGGACGUAAACCCUUCGUCAAAUCUGGCUCACUUGAUGACCUGGAAGAAACAGAUGGUGAAGCCAUUUUGCUUGGUUUACCUUCUACCGAGCUGGACCUGCAAGCUUUAUUGAAGAGACAGAACAAAAGACGUAACACGACAUUUGGUGUAGAUUUUCAGGAACAAGUGGAGAAAAGUCAUUCAGCAAUUCCCUGUAUUGUGACAAAAUGUUUAACAGAGAUAGAAAAAAGAGGCAUUUUAAUAAAGGGCAUAUACAGAAUGUCAGGCGUGAAGAGUAAAGUAGAGGCAUUGUGUUCAAGGUUUGAAAAGGAUCCAGAUUCUGUGAACUUGGAUGAUGAGCAUCCUAAUGUUAUAUCCAAUGUACUAAAGCUUUACCUUAGACAGCUGCCUGAACCACUUCUAAGUUUUAAGUUGUAUUCCAGUUUUAUACAAGUUUCAAAGGAUAACAUGGGUAAUAUGUUGAGUGAAGAUGACACAGUAAGCAAACUAGGGGACCUGGCAUCACAACUUCCAUAUUCCAAUUUCAAAACAUGUGCAAUGUUAAUGCACCAUUUAGCAAGGAUAGCAUCUUACAGCAGCACAAAUCAGAUGACUGCCAGUAAUUUGGGUAUUGUGUUUGGACCUACUCUUCUGAGGCCAUUGGAAGGGACAGGAAGUCUUGCUUCAUUGGUUGACACACCUCAUCAAACUCGCACAGUGGAGCUGCUGAUUGCAAAUGUCAAGGAAAUCUUUGGUCCAGAGACAGAAUAUGAGUUGAUACCAGGAGAGACUCCUGUAGAAUCUUUGUCAGUAAAUGGACAGAGCAGGCAUGAGAAAGAUACGGGUCAUUCAGUGGAAUCUGGUGGAACCAAAGAGAGACCUAGCAGAACCAGAUCUAGCAUUGAAGAGGGGAACCUGCACUUGUUGAAUGUUUCAGAUGAUAGCAAAUCCAAGACCUCUGAAACAGAUUAUGUUUUACCUGGUAGCACUGACAAGAAAAGUUCUUCACCCCCAGCUGUGUCCGAGGGAGUGGAGCGAUUAGCCAGGCAGUAUCGUCUCCAGAGUUUACCAAUAAAGGAGGAGAUUCAGAAAGUGACCCGGCCUAUCAUAAUGAAGCCCUGCCCCCCACAAGAUCUAGCCCUGAGUCCAGAGUCUGCCAAGAAGAUGUUGGUGCCCUCUAUUACGAUUGUAGAGAGCAGUCCUAUCACUGACUCAAAGCCACAGAUGUGUUAUCCUCUUAAGCCCUCAGACAAGUCCAAAUUCCGAACAAGUGCCCUCCAAAACCUCAAAUCCAUAGGGCCUUCCUUACAGUCUUUUGUUAUUGCAACAGCAAAAGGACUAAAAGCUAACUUUCCUUCCAGCACCAAAACAGAGAAGUCUGAUUCUGUGAAAGAUAAGAAAUCAAAGACCUCUCCACCAUUACAACGCCAGUCUUCUUCUGACAGCUUGUCCUUGUCUUCCAUAAAAAAUGUGCUUCAGAAAUCUCCCAAACUUCCUAGGCAAUCAUCCUUGUCAGAAAUUAAAGAAAAACCUCAUGUUUCAAAAGGAUUUAAAUCCUUAUCAGAUGAGAGUAGUGAAACAUUUUUUGAAUCUGCCAAAAAAAUUAACACUGCGUCAUUAAUUGAUGAGCCCAGAGACAGUGUGGAGGAAGAAGUAAGUGAUGAUCCUGUGGUUGAAGCAGUAAGGGAUGAUCCUAUCAUUGAAGCAGUGAAGGAUGAUCCUGAGGAUAAAGCAGUAAAGGAUGAUCCUGUGGAUGAAGCAGUAAAGGAUGAUUUAGUCACCCAGAGUCAUUCAGAUCUGGAAGAAGGUGAUCCGUCUUCUGCUGCCACAUCCUUACCAGAGACCAUGAGAAGAAUGACAUCUUCUUACCCAACUGUAAGCAACACUGAAUUCCCCGUGCAAAGAAUGACACCACCAAUAACAAGACAAACAAAGGUGUCCUUUACACUUCCAGAGGACUCUGACGACUCCUCAAUCUCCUCAGGAGUUUCCUCCUUAACAAGUCCUUGGUCCUCACCACAGAUACAGAGACCAACCUUGAAUAGACAGAAACCAAUAGAAACUGAAAUCACUGUUGAUGUUGGCAGAAGUGAAUCCCAUGAAGAAGAUACUAAAAAACCUCAUUCAAUGUCAAAAAAUGAGACUUUUGAGAAAGCUGAACAAAAUUCAACAAAUUCCUCAAAGAAUGAUGAAAUAUCUCGAAGUGGUUCCACUGCCAAAGAGGAGACUCCUCUUUUAACCAUUGAAGGUCAGCCAGUUUUGGUACCUGUGGCAAAUCCACCAUCUUUUGACCAAGAAAAUCAACCACAGUCCAUUGAAUGUGGCCAAACUAUUCAACAAAAAUUCAAUUCAGAACAUACAAACAUUGCAUUUGUAGAGAAUUCUGCUGAAUCUUUAAGUCAAAGUGCAACACUCGGUUCAACAGCAAAAGGAAACUCGAUUAUAAUGCUAAAUAUGUCUACCAUACAAGAGAGUAAAAUGGAGGAAGAAAGCAAAAAUCAACUAAGACCUCCAGAUACCACACCUAAAGGACUCUCAUCAUCAUCCAGUGAGGGUGACAUUGUUAAUAAUUUACUUUUAAAAGGUGAAAGUGACACUUCAGGACAUGUUCAUGAUAAAUCAGUUACUGAUGAUACAGUGAAGAAAGCCUCAUCUACUGAUUGCCUUAGUAGUGACUUAACGGGGAAGAAAACCUCUUCUGAACCCCCAACGGAACCAUUUAAAUCCUCCAUCAGCUCCUCAGCUUUACUUCUCUCAAGUUUAUCCCCAGUUCUUCCUCGCAGUCACAACUAUUACUCUUAUUCCUUGUCAUCCUUGAAUGCCAACUCCAUCUUGGCAGGCAAUGUACCAUUGAGAUCCAGCAGAUCAACAGCAGUGCCAAGUAUUCAGGCUCCAUACACUCCCUUCAGAUCUCUGUCUCAGAGUGUCCCAAAUCUGAGAGGUCCUCAAAAAAGGCAAUCCUCAGCACCACCAGGAUUCAGACAGAGCUUACCAGAAACCAGUUUUUUGGAGGAAGAACCAGGUAACUCAGAUGUUGAUGUUAUGAGUGCCAGUGUUGAAGGGCUACCUAGAAUUCCUGACACAGGCAGUGAACCAGAACUUGAUAAAAAGUCUCUACAAAUCGGUGCCAAGUAUAAAGAAGGUCCAAGUAAAAUAUCAACCAAUCCUGCUGUUACCAGAACAAAAUUGGGUCCAAAAACACAAAUACAAUCUUCCAAGACAGUGCGAGAUAACCAGAGGCCCCCAAAAGGUCCAAGUGGGAUAAUGAUGGGGAAGGCAGCCAUUAUACCAAGUAGAACAGGAUCUAGGUCUGCUACAAGUCCCCGUAGAACUGGGCAAUCACAGGAACCUAAGAAACUGACAGAUGUCUCAAGAGUGGAAGAUGCAGGCAAUAAGAAGACUUCCCCAUCUCGCAGGCCAUCGGCUACUCUGGCUACAUCUGAAUCGCAUAACUAUUCUUGUGCCACCUGUGGAAGACGUAGGUCUUCGGCAUCUAAAAUAGAAGCCCAGACUUUGUCAGAAAAAGAGAAAGGUAGUUCAGAAAAGGACAAGCCCAAAACUGAGAGGAAGUUGUCUAAUGCUGGCAGGGGGACAAAAACUGCUAUAGAGGAAAGAAAGUCUGAUGAGAGCCAAAGCAAGACAAAGUUACAGAAGGACAGGACACCCAGAUUUGUUUAGUCUUACACAGUGAUGAUUUUGGCAGAUUCAGUAAUAUUUUUUUAAUACAAAAAAUGUUAGAAUGACAAGGAUGAUGCCUCCUCUUUCAUGUACACUGGAAUAUUUCAAAUGCAUUCAUUUCUGGAACAUUUAAAUUGAAAAAAAGUUCUAGAUAGACUAGAAAUUCUUAUGUUUGCCAUAUUUUUAAGAAAAAUCUCCUUAGCUUUUACCACAAAUCUGUGAUAUUUCAUUCUUGGUUACAACGCUACACAAUAGUCACAAUAGUUGUCCCGAGAUGUUUAUGUAUUGUGCAAUAUGAUUGGCUGCAGUCAUAGCCAACAGGUCAUGCUGUUUUAUUGUGGUUGUUUUUAAUCACAUUUCAAAUUGUUUGUGUUUGUAAAUUUUUAAGAAUAUUUAUUGUAUCUGCUUUGUGGUUUUAUAUUUUAUAAUGUUUCUAGGUUUAUACAUUUGAAUGUUUGUUUGUUUGUUUGUUUUUUUUUUUUGGUAGAGUGCAUCGUGUUCAUUAGAUAACUUUUAUAUCAUAUAUAUAUGUAUACGGUUUUCAGCUUUGUUGUGUGUUGUCUUUAUGUUUGUCUUCAGCUGUAAUAUCUAGUCACUCUCUCAGGAAUUCUCAAAUAGUCCAUCAUCCAACAUCAGAGAUGCAAUAUUGUUGUUGACGCAAGUCACAGAGAUUUCACAUAUCACUACUAUUUUCACACUUGUAUUACUUAAUUAGUAGACUUUCUUUUUAUAAGAAUCUCACUCGAUUUUAAAGUUUAUAAGGUGAUAAUUUCUUUGAAUUAUUGUUCUGGUCAUCUUAACAAUUGUACAUUCCUCAGUUAAGAAAUUCCAGCUUAAUUUUAUUAUACCCCUGCUCCGAAGGAGAGGAGGGUAUACUGUUUUACCCUUGUGUGUCUGUCUGUCUGUGUGUCUGUCUGUCCGUAACAAAUUUUGGUCGCAGUUUUCUCAGCAACUACUCAUUGCAGAAGCUUGAAAUUUUAGCACACUCUUUGUUUAGGCAUGCCAUAUGGUGGGAUUCAUUUUUGUACGAAUUCGAUGUCAACUUCCUGUUUAUCCGUGCGUCUGUCCGUACCAUACAUAACAAAUUUUGGUCGUAGUUUUCUCAGCAACUACUCAUUGCAGAUGCUUGAAAUUUUAGCACACUCUUUGUUUAGGCAUGCCAUAUGGUGGGAUUCAUUUUUGUACGAAUUCGAUGUCAACUUCCUGUUUAUCCGUGCGUCUGUCUGUACCAUACAUAACAAAUUUUGGUCGUAGUUUUCUCAGCAACUACUCAUCGCAGAUGCUUGAAAUUUUAGCACACUCUUUGUUUAGGCAUGCCAUAUGGUGGGAUUCAUUUUUGUACGAAUUCGAUGUCAACUUCCUGUUUAUCUGUGCGUCUGUCCGUACCAUACAUAACAAAUUUUGGUCGUAGUUUUCUCAGCAACUACUCAUCGCACAUGCUUGAAAUUUUAGCACACUCUUUGUUUAGGCAUGCCAUAUGGUGGGAUUCAUUUUUGUACGAAUUCGAUGUCAACUUCCUGUUUAUCCGUGCGUCUGUCCGUACCAUACAUAACAAAUUUUGGUCGUAGUUUUCUCAGCAACUACUCAUCGCACAUGCUUGAAAUUUUAGCACAAUCUUUGUUUAGGCAUGCCAUAUAAUAGGAUUCAUUUUGGUGUCAACUUCCUGUUUAUCCCUGCAUCUGUCUGUACCAUACAUAACAAAUUUUGGUCGCAGUUUUCUCAGCAACUACUCAUUGCAGGUGCUUGAUAUCUUAACACAAUGUUUGUUUAGGCAUGCCAUAUGUUGGGAUUCAUUUUUUACUAAUCCAAUGUCAAUUUUCUGAUUAUCACUGUGUUUGUCUAUAACUGAACUUGCGUAUUCACAUCAGAGCGGGGGUAUUAUUAGUGAGCAUUGGCUCACAGACUUCUUGUUUUGUUUAAAAAAUUGUUCCCAAAAUUAUCUUUUCAUUCAGAGAUUAAAAGUACUCACUCUGACAUCUGAAAAAAGGUUGAAGAUUUUGUCUUUGCUAGUAAAUCUUCAUAAUGUAAAAAAAAAAAUGAAGUGCUUAUAAUGCAGAAUAAUCCAAUAUUACUUUUCAUAUUCUUGACAUGACAAAUUUACAAUUGGCUUUUCUGUAUUCCUGCCUGAAUGAGGUCACAUUUCCAAUAAGUGGUAAAGCACACUCUUAGACUACCUCCUUUCCUUGGCAUAAUAUGUGUUAUGUGUGAUAAGACACAUUUCCCAGUAAGUUAAAUGGAGUUUAAAGGUCAAGGUCACAGUAGGCAAUGCAUAAAGACUGAAAAUGUGAGGAAGUACAUGACAUUUUCAAGAGCCAGUAUUUUCUUUUUGAGGGAUGUACACAAUUAAGAGACUGUCAAAGAAUCUAUUAACUUGAAUGUAUAUAAUAACAGUGCAUGGGUGGUCAUGCAUUUUUUUGUUUUACUACUGUUCUUAGAACAAGGUUUUUCUGAGAAGUCUAUUUCAUACUAAAUAAAUAUCUUCCAUUUUGACUGUCAUUAUUUGUUCAAAAACUCCUAAAAGAAUAUUCCAAUAUUUAUAUCUGCUUUCAACAGAAAAUAAUGAAUCCUGAUAAAAAAUGUUAUUAAAGUGUAGGUGUUGACAAAUUGAAUAAUCCUGUGUUUAGGUGUCCUUUGUAUAUUAUACAGUAUUGACAAACAUUAUUCAAAGAGUGAGAGAGAGAGAGAGAGCGUUCAAAUAAAGAUAUACUUAUCUGUACCAGAACAAAGUUUAUAAUAAUUAAUACAUAUAUUUAUCUACAGUUAUUCAAUUUUUAAUACUCAGUUUUAAAUGAAAUACAUGUAUGAUUUUCUUUAUGGCCAUAAUUUGUCACCUGUAAUUUGGCAUUAUAAUGGUAUAAGGGUUCUGAUGCCAAAAAAAAGUAAAGGUAACAAAAUUGGGUUGUAUCCAUUAAUCUCAACCAUCACAUAUUGUGUAGAAUAUUAGAUACCUCGUUAGUUAUACUUGGAAAUUUUCUUAAUUGUAAUUUUGACAUAAGUUAGAUAUACCAUCAGUGUAUCUCUGUUUGGUAGUGCUUGUCGAUUAGAUAUUGAGGCAGUUCGUGGAAUUGUCUUGUAAUAAAGACUUGAUAUUAAAUACAGAAAAUUGAACUCUU
Molecule: messenger RNA, 8735 nt
Organism: Saccostrea echinata
Lineage: Eukaryota; Metazoa; Mollusca; Bivalvia; Ostreida; Ostreidae
Exons: 29
Coding region: 190-5622 (1810 amino acids)
Biological process (GO): activation of GTPase activity; signal transduction
Molecular function (GO): GTPase activator activity
Source: RefSeq, a predicted model, not a curated record